GGCUCGACGCCAUUGGGAGACCACCACCUGGUUUGAGUAUCGGGGCUCUACACUGGCCAGGAAGUUUUCAGCUUUGUAUGAGUAUCCCAGAGCACAUUCUCCCGGCAAACACCACAAUGGCGUCACGUUAUUGUACAGCGAUUUUUAAAAUUCCCGUACCGGUAAAACUCCCCGAUUAUCUUCAUUUUGGGGUUGAUGUUGGUUUUUGUAUUCCACGUUCAUGCAAUGAACAGCAUUUCUUCAAACUAUUGGAUAGAGCUUGGACAGUCAAACGUCACAGCUCUGCAGUUAUGUCCAGGUACAACGUGGAGGUGGACAAGAUCGCAACGUAUUGUCACAGCAGUCCAGAUAAUCUGCCAAAGGACGCUUGGUUCUGGGCCGCGAUUGUGUCUCUCCUUGGUCUGGGUAUUCCCGUGGUAAUCGCCACAGCGUUGGAACUAUUUAUCUGGCUACGGUGGAAACAUGAGGCCAGAAACUCCAGCCGUUUACAGAAUUUAACCUUUCCCAAUUCGGAUGAAGCUGGGAACGUUGAAGCGCUCAUGGAAGACAGUGGCGAACAAGAAGCACAAGGACUACUGGGCCACGAAAUAACGGCCAUUUCAAACCACGCUGAUUUUCGUGCGGGUUUCUUGAAGCGACGGGGAUUGCCUGUUGAAGUUUUGAUGACAUUCUCCUUGCCUUGGAACACUUGGAAAUGGUGGACCUUGCCUUGGAACACUUGGAAAUGGUGGACUGUGUCAGGAGGACACGCGGAAGGGCCGGCCCAUCCUCUUGCCUUCCUUGAUGGAAUUCGCGUGAUCACCAUGAUUUGGAUUAUGUUUGGUCAUUGCAUAUUUUUCUCAUGCGCAGUCGCUAAUAAUCUGUUUGCCUAUGCACAAGAGAACUUCCGUCGCUGGACCUUCCAAGUUAUAGUGAGUGCUACUCUGUCUGUGGACGUCUUCUUCAUGAUGUCCGGCUUACUCUGCGUUUACACGGCAUUGCCUCGAUUCAAUGCGGUUCACGGAGUGGCUGGCCGAGCUCGUUUCUGGUUGGUAUUUGUAUGUCAUCGACUUCUACGGAAUGUCGCGGCUGGGAUGACGUUUGCUGCUGGACUCGUGAUAUCGUCCAUUCUGGCUACUUUUGGAAUCGCCUACAAGAAUGAUUAUUUGCCCGGUACACUGUCUUUUGCGGACAACAUUGAUACCAUCUACAUUAAACCGUACACCCGAUGGGGAACAUAUGCAAUCGGUCUGGUUCUGGGCUGGAUUAUUCUGAAGCAGUACAAAUCUCCAAAGCGGUGGUCUUUUCAAGGAAUGGUUGUCUUCUCGCUGGUGCUACUCUCGUUGGCCUCAGUAUUCUGUCUAUCCACGUUGUAUGGGCUCUAUGGUUAUGUGAGCCAAGCUGUGAACUUCCCAUCAAUCGGAGUGUCUGCCUUGUACACUUCCAUGCAUCGACCGGUAUUCAUCUUGGGAAUAGCGAUUGUAUGUUUUCUGUGUACGACCGGCUACGCACCUUCGAUCCAAUCGCUUCUCGCCUGGACAGGGUUUCGUCCAUUGGCCCGACUGACUUAUGGAGCCUAUCUUGUUCAUCCUCUUGUGAUACUUUUCCUCUGUGUGGGUGGACAGUCUCCGGUGAUAAUGGAUAACUUAUAUUUGGUCUCCCUCCUUCUCGCAGCUUUUCCACUGAGCUACGGAUUUGCCUACGUACUCUCGAUGAUGACAGAGUCGCCGAUUUUGGCCUGUGAAAAACUCUUUGGUCUACGCU
This is a messenger RNA of Opisthorchis viverrini, 1743 nucleotides long. RefSeq lists its product as hypothetical. The annotation marks the transcript as partial. Lineage: Eukaryota; Metazoa; Platyhelminthes; Trematoda; Opisthorchiida; Opisthorchiidae. The transcript is spliced from 13 exons. The record is from RefSeq and is a predicted model, not a curated record.